Molecule: messenger RNA, 1532 nt
Organism: Linum trigynum
Lineage: Eukaryota; Viridiplantae; Streptophyta; Magnoliopsida; Malpighiales; Linaceae
Source: the annotation of a GenBank genome assembly
UUCACUCGAUUCAAUUUGAUUUGGUGUAAUCCGAUACGAACCAAACGAAACCAUUGCACUCUCCGAGCCGGUACCCACUUCCCUCCCUCCACCUCAACAUUAACGUUUGCAAAAGGGUAGAAAGUAAAAAGGGCAGGGAGUGGAGAAAGAAGAAGAUCCGCACUCACAGAAAAAUGGAGUUUGCUUUAAUUGGACCGUUGGAGGAGAAGGGAGGGCAAAACAAAAAAGAAAUCAAAAUAAAAGAAUUCCUCCCUGCCGCCGAACUUACAAAAAUCGCCAAAACCACAGCUACGAGACAGCAGAGACAGAGUCCGCCUCCUCCUCCAAUUCAUCGUUUAAUCGAUCAUUCUCACAUCCAGCAUUCAUUCCAUCGAAAACCCAUCAAGGAAACGAAACGAAAUCGGAGAAGAAAGAAGAAUCAUGGCUGCAUCCAUCAGCAGCGGCGCUCUUCAACACCAGAACCCAACUUUCCAAUCCACCGCCGUCUUCAACAUCCUCGACCCAAUCUCCCUCAUUCUCUCCCAAAAUUCCUCCGAUUCCUUCGAGCCCAUCCCUCUCAAGCUCACCACCGAGACCUACUUCAUGGAGCGGGGGCCUCGCUACACUGCCUACGCCCACCUCAGGGAAUCCAAACUCCGUACCAAGAUCCCCUCCACCACCACCACCGCCGCCAUGGCGACGGCGUUUUCCCGAUUUCCGGUGUCGGAGACCGAGUCCUGGAGGCAGACAACUCCGCCGCCGAAGAAACAGGUCAAAUUCAAACACCAACCGCUCAAUCUCCCUGCCCCUGUUUCGAGAAGGGCUUCUGGGUACGGCGCGACGUCUAUGCUGGCUCAGUCGGUGCCGGAUUUCUCGGCGACGCUGAGGAAGGAGAAUAGGAAGCCCAAGCCGGCGCCGGUGAUGGUGGGGCACCUGACUCCUCCGCCGUGCAAGAGCGGGUCGAAGAUGCAGGGCGUGUUGUCUUCAAGAGGGAGUAAGUCGGUUGGGUCGGGGGAGAGGAGGAGGGGAAUUGGGAACGGCGGCGGCGGCGGAUUGAUGGCGAGGAAGAGCUACGCGAAUUUGGAGGAAUUGAAGGGAUUGUCAGCGGCGACGUCGAAUGCGAUCAUGAAUGGCGAAAACAGAGUGGGAGGGUUCACCAGCAGCGGCAGGGGAAAUGGUGGUGGGAGAGGAAUAGGGAAUGGGAAGGCCGUACUUGGGUACAGACACUAAGAUUCGUUCGAUUUUUUGUUCCUUUCACGAUUCUUAACUGCCACCGUUGUGAUUUCUUUUCUUCUUCUUCUUCUUCUGUUUCCGGUUCUUUCACGUUGUGGGUUUUCGGUGUGGUGUUCUUUGUUCAUUACUCUGUUUCGUUGCUGUAGCAGAGGGAGUUUGGUUUUGCUGGAUUGCAACUGCGAAACCUUGUAUUAACACUUGAAGAAUUUCAGUUCCCUGUAAUCAAUCAAAUACCCUUUCAUGAUUCUAUACAUGUAAACGCCCGAUUAUGAACUUGCUGAGUAUUUUACAUCGUCAUUAACUAAAAGAUCAUUUCCAGU